UGAUCAGUGCACGAAUUUGUUUGCUGAAAAACUACUACUAUUAUUAUUGUUACUAUUAUAUCACCGUCGUAAUCGUAAAACGCUAUCACCAUGAACGGAAAAAUUGUCUUGUGUUUCGCGAUCGUCUUUGUUGGACAGGCCAUGUCAGCCGCAACUGGUCCAGCACUUGAUACCGAAGACAUUAAAAAAGUUGCUGAUCAAAUGACACAAUCUUUUAUGUCUAUUACUAAUCACUUUAUGGGAAUUUACCCUAACUCUGCCGAUGCCCAAAAAUCCGUCGAUAAAGUUAAAGCUCUGAUAUCUAAAGGAUUUAAUGACAUUGAAACUGAAGCUAACAAAAUGAAGGAUAUCGUUCGCAAAAACGCUGACCCGAAAUUGGUUGAAAAAUACGACGAAUUAGAAAAGGAAUUCAAAAAACAAAUCAAUGAUGCCAAAGUAAUAUUCGACGACAAAGUCGGCAAGCCCCUUAACGAAAAAGUAGAUGUAAAGAGAAUCACUGAAACAAUUCUUAAAUCUACUAAAGAAUUAGAAGCUACCGUGAACAAGGCCAUCGACGGAAUCAAGAAACCAUGAACAUUU
This is a messenger RNA of Diuraphis noxia (Russian wheat aphid), 579 nucleotides long. RefSeq lists its product as uncharacterized. The record is from RefSeq and is a predicted model, not a curated record. Lineage: Eukaryota; Metazoa; Arthropoda; Insecta; Hemiptera; Aphididae.